CAGGUACUGUAGGAUCCAUGACCAGAGCAUGUCAAUACCAUCAGACAACGAAGACAUAAACAUAGAUGAUGCACCAAACAACAAAACUAACAGGAGGGGAAGAAGAGGCAAGAUCCUUAAAGCCUACAAAGAAACAAGAAUAGAUGGAGAAAACAGGCGAUGAGUCUCCGAAGAAUAAAGUAAAAUUCCUUUGCAGUUACGGCGGAAAGGUUCUUCCAAGACCCUCCGAUGGGGUCCUUAAGUAUGUCGGUGGCGAGACUCGCGUCGUUUGUGUCCCUCGUGACAUCACUUUCUCAGAGAUGAUGAAGAAGGUGAAUGGCAUGGUUGAUGGAGAGGUGGUGUUCAAGUACCAGGUGAUCCCAGAAGAACUUGAUGCAUUGGUAACAGUUAGAACAGAUGAGGAUCUGAAGCACAUGAUUGAGGAACAUGAUCGCCACGGGACCAGUGGAUCCCCACUGCUUCGCACAUUUCUAUUCCCUUCAAAGGCGCUUUUGGUUGACACACAGAUUCAAAUGCAAGGGCAACCAGCAGCACCACAUCCAGUUCUAUCUGUUGAACCAUAUUGGUUAGAGCAACGUUACCUUGAUGCCAUCAAUGGAAUAGUCCGGCGGACAAGCCCCAGGUCUAAGUAUGCGCCGCACUCUGCAUGUUCUUCACCAAAAUCAACCUCCCCAGAUGGACAUACUAACGCAGAAUCGCCCUUCCACACCGGUUUGCAGCAGUUACAGCAGAGUAAUACAAUGCAAAGAGUGAGAAGCUCUCCAAGUCUAUCGAACCUAACAAGCACCAGCAGCAACAAUACACAAGCAUCACUGCAGCCGGUUGAUCAUGGUGUUUGUAGUAGUAAUAAUCAUUCUUUACAAAAAAGUAGUAGUUGUCAUCAUUAUCACCACCACCCCCCUCUUGUUGGAUAUAGACCCAUACAAGAACAAGGGAUAGGAAUGGGGAUGGGAAGGUCAUCUCCAUGGAAUAUGAAUAUGAUGAUAGAUAAUAAUAAUAAUAAUUUAAGUAGUAACACUAGCAGCAGUAGGGGUGUUAAUUACUAUUACUCCACUGCAAACAGACCCCAUAAAGCUUAUGCCUACCAUGAUGACUCUGCUGGUCAUAUUAAGGUUGAAAGAGUUCACUCCGUCCCCCGAAGUCCCAAAAUGUCUAUAUGGGAAUGACUAUCACACUUCAUUCCCCUUAACCUCUCUCAACUAACUAACUACAUUCUUUCAUUGGUAUAUAUAUAUUAGAACAAAAGGGUAUCAAUUUGUAAAUCAGUUAAUUGUAAAUAAAGUUUUUCAUUUUAUUUGCUUCCAAACUAGGUAUAGUGGUUUAAAAUUGUAGACUUAUACUACUACUUCCAUUCUUAUGAUUGAGAAUUGGUUGUUUAUAUGUUGGGAACCACACCUUCCCCUUAUUUUGUGGUUUUGUCACUUCUACAUCUGGGGUUUUAAUAUGCUUAACCUAAUGGCUAAGCCAACACAACAUUAUACAAAGUUUUACUAUCAUCCCUGUUUAAAAACAUGCAAACAUCCCUUAGGCAACAGUAAAAUCAUCUUCAUUUUCUCAUCAAAUUAGGACAUUUUCAGCCUGUAAAUUUCAUUUCAUCCACACAAUAUACCCUGUAUUUCACAGACAAAACUUUCCAAGGGUACAGAAACGUCUCCAUUGACAAAAAUCACUACGAAUUUAGCACAAAA
Trifolium pratense (red clover) is the source of this 1688-nucleotide messenger RNA. RefSeq lists its product as uncharacterized. Lineage: Eukaryota; Viridiplantae; Streptophyta; Magnoliopsida; Fabales; Fabaceae. The transcript has 3 exons. The coding region runs from base 144 to 1166 and encodes 340 amino acids. Gene Ontology annotation, molecular function: protein binding. The record is from RefSeq and is a predicted model, not a curated record.